AUGGCGGAGUCAGCAGAAUCGGCGAACGCGCCUGGAGAAUCGCCCAAACAAGCAGCUGGAUCGACUGGUCAGCCCGCUGCUAAGACGGCCCCGGAUCAGAUGCUCAACCCUACUGCAGAAAGUGCCCCUGAGACCACUCCUCAGCCAAUGCCCGAACAAGCUCCUCAAGCGGCUGUCGAGCAGCGUACGGAGACCAGCAACUCUGCUCUGGAACCAGCGUUACCAGCCAUCGACACGUCGCUUCCUCCAAUUGACAAGUCCUUGCCGGCCGUCGACACGACUCUGCCCCCAAUAGAUACGUCUUUACCUAGCCUGGAUUCUACACUGCCACCACUCGACUCGAGCGUGCCAUCUUUGCCCCCAAUCGACACGUCUCUUCCACCGCUGGACACAACUCUGCCAGCUGCAGAGGCCAAUUUCUUACUUUCAGGUACAAGAGUAUCCAACCCAGAACCUGCUGCUCCUGAGUCGACCGGCGCAGUAUCCGGGGCAUCUGAGCAUCCCUCAUCCAACCAACCGCAGGCAUCGACUCCUUCUGCAAUUCAACCUGCUCCCAAUCCUGCUCCUUCACUCGUCGUCAAUCCACAAGAUCCAACGCCUUCCUACCCUUCCGCGCCCCCCGGCUACGUACCUGCGGCAUCCCAGCCUUUUGCUCCCUCCCUUCAUUCAGAAUCGCCAUCUACAUCCACCGACCAACAAUACGACUACGGCACUUCUCCCGUCGACCAUUCGUUGGGGGCCAACAACUCUGCGAAUAUGGCCAGCACGCAGAAUGUCACUCAGGGAGGACUGCAGCCGACUCUCAAUGCGACGACAAAUGCCACCGUCACUCCGUCGGAACCUUCCAGCUCCAAAGUGAAACGAGUUCAGAUUAGCGAUCUACUGGCGCUGAGAGGCAUUCCUCCACCACCCCCUCAUCCUAUCACAUCUCUCCCCCCGAACCGUCUCGAAGAAAUCAAGGCCGUGUUCCUCGCUACAUAUGCUCCCGCCGUUGAUAGAUUCUUUGAGACUCGCUGGUUUCAAGAGAAAGCGCUCGGUCACCUGUUGGCGAAUGCGCAGCUGAUGGCCGAGUACUCUGCUCUGAUCGAUGCAUUCAACGAUCGGAACCUCAACGAUCCCAACGUCGUCGCGCAGCUGGAGAGCUUUGAAGCGUCCGUCGUUUGGAGUACCAUGACAUUGUGCCGUCAUGUGAUGAAUGUGUCGAACGGAAACCAUGGUCAGGAUUUCGAAUUGUUGGCUACCUCGUCCAGACUCGAUGUGAUUGAGGCCAUGAUAACAGGCGAGUAUUUGGAGAGAAACCCUCUGGCCCAAUGGCCCGUUCGGGAGCCAGCAGCUGAUCCACCCACUCUUCCUGAUCAACUGAUGCAGAGAACGUUGGAUUUCUGGAGUUCGAUUGGUCACUUCUUGACUCUCCAUGACAACGAAGCUAGCUCUGCCAAAGAGAUUGAUGAUACUCUGGCUCAUUGCAGAACGCUGUUAGAUACUUAUGAGAAUCGCGAUGUGAUUUAUUCCAUUGCCAUUGCCCGCCACAUUGGACAGCGCUGGGCAGACUUUCCACACAGCCUCCCUCAGCAUAUCACCACGAACGAAAAGGAUGCGGGGGCCAAGCUAUAUGUAGCGCAGAAAUUUCUCGAGCAAGAAGCCAGCGGCAAGGGCACCACACAGGUCGUCAAACGCAUCUGCGGUAUGGUCGUCCGGUCCUGGUACGUUUCCCGGGAGUAG
Messenger RNA from Aspergillus thermomutatus, 1722 nucleotides. Its product is annotated as putative C6 finger domain protein. The record is from RefSeq and is a predicted model, not a curated record. NCBI's taxonomy places the organism in Eukaryota, Fungi, Ascomycota, Eurotiomycetes, Eurotiales, Aspergillaceae. The transcript has 3 exons. The coding region runs from base 1 to 1722 and encodes 573 amino acids.